Temnothorax curvispinosus is the source of this 1496-nucleotide messenger RNA. RefSeq names its product U5 small nuclear ribonucleoprotein 40 kDa protein. The transcript is spliced from 6 exons. Gene Ontology annotation, cellular component: catalytic step 2 spliceosome. NCBI's taxonomy places the organism in Eukaryota, Metazoa, Arthropoda, Insecta, Hymenoptera, Formicidae. The coding region runs from base 177 to 1226 and encodes 349 amino acids. Gene Ontology annotation, molecular function: protein binding; RNA binding. The record is from RefSeq and is a predicted model, not a curated record.
AGCCUCAAUUUCAGGUGGAUAAUAGAAGAGCGUUGAUAUUACCGGCUAUAAGGAACUCGAAGGUCUCGAAGUACUCAAACUAGAUUCAAAUGGCGCUUUAGUUUAUCGCUGCGCGACGCGAAAUCGAGUAAAUAAAUGUCUGGUUGUGCUUGAAGUUAAAUUGAUAUUCCACCAACAUGCCGAUCUUGGAUAAAAGAAAGGGAGACGAUAUUCUGGCGUUGGUGCCCGCUUCGAAAAGGACCAAGAAUGAAGUCGUCUUCAGCAGCAGAGAGAAGGCGGUUGUGCAGAGCGGCCCACCACGGACGUCCUCCUUAAUGUCGAUGAUAAUGCUGCUCGAGGGACACCAGGGAGAUAUUUUCUCUAUAGAAUUUCAUCCAGAGGGACAGUAUCUCGCUUCCACGGGAUUUGAUCGACAAAUUUUUAUCUGGAAUGUUUACGGAGAAUGCGAAAAUAUUGGCAUCAUGACCGGGCACAGUGGCGCAGUGAUGGAGUUACAUUUCAGUCCGGACGGCAAUCAUUUGUACACAGCCAGCACAGACAUGACGCUGGGUUUGUGGGAUAUAGUAGCUGGGACGCGAAUUAAGAAGCUGAAGGGUCAUACUUCGUUCGUGAAUUCUGUAUCGGGAGCAAGAAGGGGACCUACGCUGCUCUGCUCGGGCAGCGACGAUAGUACGAUACGUAUCUGGGAUCCCAGGAAACGGGGUCAAUGUUAUACAUUGAAUAAUACAUACCAGGUUACCGCAGUGACGUUCAACGAUACGGCAGAACAAGUGAUUAGCGGCGGGAUUGAUAACGACAUAAAGGUGUGGGAUCUUCGAAAGAACGCGGUACUUUACAAGUUGAAAGGACACACCGACACCAUCACUGGAUUGAGCCUCAGUCCCGAUGGAUCUUACAUACUUUCCAACGCAAUGGAUAACACACUGAAGAUAUGGGACGUAAGACCAUUCGCGCCCUAUGAGCGCUGCGUGAAGAUACUGUCUGGGCAUCAGCAUAAUUUCGAAAAGAAUCUUCUGAGAUGUGCGUGGUCACCGGACGGUAGCAAAGUAUCGGCGGGAUCGUCAGAUCGGUUUCACUACGUCUGGGAUACGACGAGUCGUAGGAUAUUGUACAAAUUACCGGGGCACAAUGGAUCUGUAAAUGACAUCGAUUUUCACCCGAAGGAGCCCAUAGUAUGCUCGGGAUCUAGCGACAAGCAAAUCUACCUGGGUGAAAUCGAGACUUAAUAGCAUAUAACUUAUACUUAAUAUAUCUGUUACGGGCAAAGUCCGCAAUGUGAUAAUAGUUGCUGACAUUGCCAUCGCUGGAUGGGCAGUGUCAAUUUUGCCCACAUUAAACCAGGCAAUGUCCGCUAAUAAACUACUUUGCCCAGUCGCGUUGUGCUAUGUUGACAUUGCCCGGGCAAUGCCGACACUGUACACCAUACGGACCUUGUCCGUAAAAUAUCUACGUAUACCUGUAAAAAAAAAGAAAGAAACACCUUUGAAUAUCAGUAA